AUGACUUACACUGACUGUCUGUUCCAAGGCCUGUCCCGGACACACAGAUCUUGGCAGUCCUCCGCCAAGUUUACCGGUGUUUUGUUCCCCACCCCACCCAGCAUCUCACGAUAUUACCCCAACCGGGGCGGUGUCGGAUAUCGCACCCGGCGGUCACUUGCACGAAACAACCUUCCGUACUCUCCUCAACCGGCGGCAACCAUCGGAAGAAAACACCCACCCCUUAUCUGA
Molecule: messenger RNA, 231 nt
Organism: Podospora pseudocomata
Lineage: Eukaryota; Fungi; Ascomycota; Sordariomycetes; Sordariales; Podosporaceae
Exons: 2
Coding region: 1-231 (76 amino acids)
Source: RefSeq, a predicted model, not a curated record